GUGGCCUAUUUACCUAUUCAACUUUUUGAUCUCUUUAUAUAUCUUUCUUCUUCCCUCCUCCGUACUCUUCACUUUAUUGAUGGCGCCUAAGCUUGAGACAUGGCUUAUCCUACUUCCAAUUCUAUCAUUCUUCAACUUACAUUAUUUUGUUGUUGCAAAACCACAAGUACCUUGUUACUUUAUCUUCGGAGAUUCAGGUGUUGACAAUGGAAACAACUUAGGCCUUAAGUCCACCGGUAAAGCCGAUUUCCGGCCCUAUGGGGUUGACCUUCCCUCGGGCGUACCAACCGGAAGGUUCACCAAUGGUCGCACUGCAACAGAUCUCCUUGCUGAGCUUCUAGGUUUUAACACUUAUCCCCCUCCGUAUGUAACUGUAAGUGGUGAGGAGAUCCUGGCUGGUGUGAACUACGGAUCUUCUGGAGCUGGAAUUCGCCAAGAAAGCGGACGUUUAUUGGGCGACCGAUUUACCAUGGACGAACAACUGAAAAACCAUCUACUGAUAGCCUCCAGAAUUGCUGAUAUAUUAGGGAGUAACGAGGCAGCUACAAAGCAUCUCAACAAAUGCAUAUAUUCACUCACAUUGGGGAGUAAUGACUUCAUCGGAAACUACUUCGUACCUGUUUUCCCAACACGAGAACUGUAUACCAUACAUCGAUGGUGUGAUGUCGUUAUCAAACGCUAUGGCCAACAAUUAAGAACCCUCUACAAUUAUGGAGCAAGGAAGAUAGUUACUUUCAGCCUGCAAAGGCUCGGUUGUGCACCCGCCGUAAUUGCUGUACAUGGUGGCCGCCGUAGUCGGGAUCCAGGUAAUAUUUAUUGCAUAGAGAAGAUCAGUAGAGCGGCAGAACUCUUCAAUGGUAGACUCUUAACACUUGUGGAUGAACUAAACGCUGAGCUACCCGAUGCCAAGUUUGUCUAUGUCGAUAUCUUUACGCAAAAGCCAACCGAUCUUAUACCCUACGGUUUUAAGGUGGUAAAUACUGCCUGUUGCAAACUGCCGCCGGGCACCUUGGGUUUCUGUCUUCCCGGAGGAAUGCCAUGCGAGGACAGAGAUGAUUACGUGUUCUGGGACGGGUACCAUACCAGCGAGGCAGUGAACAAGAUCAUUGCCAAUAAAUCUUACACUUCGAUGUCGCCCGAUGGUGUUUAUCCCAUUAACAUCGCCCAAUUAGCCAAGCUCCAAAUUUGACUUGUGCUUUAUUAAUGAUCGUUGCUAGCUAGGGUUGAUUUCUACUUGAUUAGCAAUUACGGAAUCGCAUUCUACGAAGGGAAGCUUACAAAGGUAAGCUCGGUUAAUGAGAU
Rhododendron vialii is the source of this 1302-nucleotide messenger RNA. RefSeq names its product GDSL esterase/lipase At1g29670-like. The record is from RefSeq and is a predicted model, not a curated record. The transcript is spliced from 5 exons. Gene Ontology annotation, molecular function: hydrolase activity, acting on ester bonds. The coding region runs from base 80 to 1189 and encodes 369 amino acids. NCBI's taxonomy places the organism in Eukaryota, Viridiplantae, Streptophyta, Magnoliopsida, Ericales, Ericaceae.